Caenorhabditis bovis is the source of this 552-nucleotide messenger RNA. The record is from the annotation of a GenBank genome assembly. NCBI's taxonomy places the organism in Eukaryota, Metazoa, Nematoda, Chromadorea, Rhabditida, Rhabditidae.
AUGAAAACUCUCGUUUUUCUCGCUGUAUCGCUUUUCGCCGCUGGAAAUGCGAAUAUUUGCUCUGAUGACACCGGUCAUUGGCUUGCCUCGCUGGCAAUGGGAGUCGAAGAUUACGCCUACGGUGGCUCAAAAUUGAACAACCGCUAUUAUUGUUUCGAGGGAUGCUUGAACACCGGCACCGCACUUCAAAACUACAAAGUGCUUCUCGCCGGAAAUGGGACGACGAUGAGCCGCGAGAUCAACGUCAAAGAGCGAGGCGCGCAACUCGCGAAGCGUCGCGACGACGAUGACCCGAACGCGGAGACGUGCAUCGAUCCAGUCUUGCGGCAGGACGUCGCCGACGCGCUCAAAAAGAACACUCAAUGGCAUUGCAAGGGCAUCGUGAACACGCUCGUGUUGAAUCUUAAUCGUCCCGGCUGGGCGAUCACAUGCAUCAAGUUCGACGAGUUCGGAUUCGACGAGUUUGUUCAGGACGUCAAUUUCUGCAGCUACGACGCGUUCAAUGCGCCGGAUACCUACACAAUUCGUCUCGCCAAACUCGACACCGCUUAA